Molecule: messenger RNA, 7190 nt
Organism: Melanotaenia boesemani (Boeseman's rainbowfish)
Lineage: Eukaryota; Metazoa; Chordata; Actinopteri; Atheriniformes; Melanotaeniidae
Gene: cntnap1
Product: contactin associated protein 1
Exons: 24
Coding region: 126-4052 (1308 amino acids)
Source: RefSeq, a predicted model, not a curated record
UCCCGGGGAGAGGAGUUGGAGCAGUACGAGUUAAAGUUGGGCUAAAAUUGGGCGAGAGGAUGCUGCAGAAGAAUCUACGGUCUAAUUAACAUAGCCUAUGCGGACAAACGUGCUCUAAGUGAAGGAUGACUUGCAAAAUACUGAGCAUAUGCCUCUUGUUUUUGGGUUUUCAACAUUGCUCAUCACGAGAAUGUGUUGAUCCACUCGUCUCUGGGCUCUAUGCCUCCUCCUUCCUGGCCUCUUCCAGAUAUAAUUUUCUCUACUCUGCCAAUUUUGCCAAGUUAUAUGGCAGCAGUGGUUGGUCCCCUUCCCCCAGGGACAGACAACCAUGGCUGCAGGUAGACCUGGGCAGGAAGUAUCGAUUAAUGGCAAUCGCCACCCAGGGGACCUUCAACUCAUUUGACUGGGUCACCAAGUACACCCUUCUCUAUGGAGACCGGCCAGAUUCCUGGACGCCGUACAUCAUGAAAGGAGGCAACUCUACAAUGCCUGGUAACUGGAAUUAUUAUCAGGUGAAGAGGAAUGUCUUCCAUUACGCCUUUACUGCUAAACACAUUCGUCUGUUGCCUCUGGCGUGGAACACAGAAAACGGAGGGAAGAUUGGUGUGAGACUGGAGCUCUUUGGAUGCUCUUACGAUUCUUAUGUGCUACAAUAUAAUGGAGAUGACUCAGUGGUCUACAUGUACCCUGAAAAAAGUUCCCGUACACUUCAUGACCACAUUGCCAUAAACUUUAAGACUCUGGAACAGGAUGGUCUGUUGUUGCACAGUGAGGGGAUUCAAGGGGAUCUCUUCACCUUGGAGCUGAAAAAAGGCCGUCUCUACCUUCACAUCAGCCUUGGAAGCAGCGUUGUACACAAAGUUAAUGGUCGAACCACGCUGACUGCAGGAAGCCUCCUUGAUAAUCUGCACUGGCACUAUGUCACUAUCAAGCGCUACGGUCGACAGGUCAACUUCACAGUGGACAGUCAGACAGUGACAGCGAUUUGUAAUGGAGAAUUUACUCAGCUGGAUCUAGAUACACAGAUGUAUGUAGGAGGAGUAAUAGAGAAGAACAUGCCUCACCUCCCUACCACACCAAAUUUCCGAGGCUGCUUGGAAAAUGUCUUCAUUAACGGCAUCAAUAUCAUCGAUAAAGCUAAGAGAGAAGAACCUGACAUCCGCAUUCCGCGAAAGAAAAAGAUGCACUUUGCCUGCCGUGACAUUCUCCUCAAGCCAAUGACUUUUGCUGGACCCAACAACUACCUGCAAGUGCCGGGCUUCUUCAGGAGGCCUCGCAUGUUUGUUAAAUUCAAGUUCCGCUCUUGGGACUACACGGGCCUGCUGAUGUUUACACGCUUUGCUGAUGACCUGGGUGCCCUGGAGCUGGGUCUAAGUGAAGGUCAGAUCAAUGUGACUAUAUUCCAGCCAGGCAAGAAGAAACUCCAGUUUGCUGCAGGAUACAGGCUAAAUGAUGGUUACUGGCAUUCAGUGGAUUUAGCAGCCAGGGACAACUUGCUAACUCUCACUAUUGAUGAGGAAGAGGCCUCACCGCUCAAGAUCACCAACCCCUUCACCAUCCGAACUGGGGACCGCUACUUCUUUGGAGGUUGCCCAAAAACCAACAACACAAUAAGGAAAUGUGAAACCAAGCUGAAUCGCUUUCAUGGCUGCAUGCAACACAUAUUUAUAGACAAUGAACAGCUUGAUAUUGACAUCAUUCUACAGCGACAGUGGGGGAGAUAUGCUGAGCUGUUAUUGGGUACCUGUGGGAUCACUGACAGAUGUACUCCAAAUCCAUGUGAACAUGAAGGAAGAUGCAUUCAGUCUUGGGAUGACUUCAUCUGCCUGUGUGAGAAUACAGGCUAUAAAGGAGAAGUGUGUCACAUGUCGGUUUAUAAAGAAUCAUGCGAGGCCUACAGACUGAGCGGAAAGUAUUGGUCUGGAAACUACACCAUCGAUCCUGAUCUCAGUGGGCCACUCAAACCGUUUGAAGUGUACUGCAAAAUGAAGUCUUAUAAAGCUUGGACAGUAAUUAUGCAUGAUCGAGUUGAGGGUACUAAGGUGUUUGGGAGCUCAAUAUACCAGCCCUAUAUAGGAGACGUCAACUACUGGAAUGCCUCCUGGGAUGAAGUGACUGCACUUGCAAACACCUCAAUGUAUUGUGAGCAAUGGAUUGAUUACUCUUGCUAUAAGUCUCGUCUCCUCAACACCCCCAGUGGAAGACCUUUUGGCUACUGGAUUGGUCGCAACAAUGAGAGUCACUAUUACUGGGGUGGGACAUUCAGAGAAGUCCAAAAAUGUGGAUGUGCUAUCAAUCAAACUUGCGUUGACCCCAAGUUUCAGUGCAACUGUGAUGCAGAUUAUAGACAAUGGUAUUCAGAUAAGGGAUAUUUGGACUUCAGAGACCAUUUACCAGUGAGGAGGGUGGUGGUGGGGGACACCAACAGGACUGGCUCACAAGCACACUUCACUGUUGGGCCUCUUCGCUGCCAUGGCGACAGAAACAUCUGGAACACAAUUGCCUUUACUAAGCCUACCUACAUAACCUUCCCCACUUUAAGGCCAGGAACGACCAUUGACAUCUCUUUCCACUUCAAAACUUAUCGUGGCAAUUGUGUUUUCUUGGAGAACUCUGAUGAACACCUUAAAAACUUUAUAAGAGUAGAGCUCAACACUACCCACAAUCUUGCAUUAGUGUUCAUGGUUGGAGAUGGCAUCCUUAAUGUGACCCUAAACUCUCCUGUGCCUCUCAAUGACAACGAGUGGCAUUUUGUACAGGCUGAGCUUAAUGUGAAAGUGGCUCGGAUCAAGGUUGAUUAUCAGCCUUGGACUGUCAAACGCCUCCCAGGUCAGACCUUUGUCACCAUGCAGUUUACACAUCCUCUCCUUGUAGGUGCAGCCAACCGCACCCUAAGACCUUUCUUAGGGUGCCUUCGAGGGCUACGUGUGAAUGGUGUUCCUCUUGAUUUGGAGGGGAAAGUAAAUGAGGAACAGGGUGUAAGAAGAAACUGCACUGGACAAUGUCUCAAUGCCACCAUACCAUGUCGAAACAGCGGGCAGUGUAUUGAGGGAUAUGCCUCCUACACUUGUGACUGUAACAACACAGCCUUCGAUGGCUUCUACUGCCAUAAAGACAUUGGAGCGUACUUUGAGAUUGGAUCAUGGCUGCGGUACAACAUACGAAAGAAACCCAUAUCAGAUGAGGCAGCCUGGGCAAACUGGAUCGACCCGCACUAUGACAACUUCAGUCUUGGCUACAAUGACACAGCAGACGACAUAGAGUUCAGUUUCAGCACUGUUCACGCUCCAGCUGUGUUACUCUACAUCAGCUCCUUCGUUCAAGACUACAUCGCUGUGAUCCUCAAGACUGAUGGUAGUGUAGAUCUGAGGUAUAAGCUGGGGCUCAUAACACACAAGUACCAGCUGACUCACCGAAACCUGGCAGAUGGAUUUCCUCACUAUGUCAAUAUAACUAGACACAACAGAACCAUCAAAACACAGGUGGAUUACAUGGAACCUAUAGUGGAGAAGAUAACAUUGGUGGAAGAUGCCAGGUUUGAUUCUCCGAAGUCCAUGUUCCUGGGCAGAGUAAUGGAGGUUGGUGAUAUUGACUAUGAGAUCCAGAGGCAUAAUGCUCCAGGCUUUAUUGGCUGCAUAUCGGGGGUGAGAUACAAUGUCUACGCCCCUCUAAAGGCCUUUUUCCGUCCAAAUGAAACAGACCCUCCAGUAACAACACAAGGCUAUGUCUCUGAGUCCAUCUGUGGGGCCUUCCCUCCUGUCCUGGGUUAUGUACCUUGGGAGGUAGACCCCUGGUUUACCAGUAUUGAAUAUUUUUAUAUCCACGACGACCUAGGUCUGUUUUGGAUAACAGUUAUCGUCAUCCUGGCUAUGCUGCUGCUCUUUGGAGGCCUGUACAGCAUCUACGUCUAUGCUUACCAGCAGAAGGGCAGUUAUCACACAAAUGAACCCAAAAAUUUGGAGUCUCCCAGCAGCUCCAGGCCGUUGACCGAGACCCUGAGAAGAGAAAAAAAGCAUCUCCCUGAAAUUGAAGAGGAGUUCAGGAGUGGCUAACAUCAUGGGACCUAUGGGACUUGGGUGGGGAUUUGACUUGGGCGGAGGGUUGGAAAAAAGGGAAAUGCACUUACAAAAACCACAAAUACCUGUAGUAAGUUUUCUAAUUCUUUUUUUUUUUUUAAAUGUUUUCAUUUGUGUUCCUUUACCCGGUUGAGUGGGAUAUGAUGCCUGGUGCUCUACUUAACAAAGUAUGUAUUUUGGUUGUAGUUUUGCUGGGUUUAAAGUUAAAAUCAAGCCCCGUGUUUCAAGAGUAGCCAACAAUUCUCACACUGUAUUGCAGGGUGAAAUACUGAAGUGCCUCAUCUGAGCAAGCUUGAUCUGAAAGCAUAUAGCUUAUUCAGUGAAAGUUUAGAUUAGACACUGUGGGAAACAAAAGGGUUUUAAUGGAAGUUUAAUUGGGACAUCGGUUUCAAGUAAUCAGGAUUAUAUUGAUUCAUUUCUUUUCUGAGCCAUUUUUGAGACCAAUUACAGCUUUCUGUAUAGAUUUAUCGCCAUUUAAAAUAUACCUUUUGACGACAAUCUCUCAUUGAGCCAUUUUUGAAACCAUAGCUUGUAAUCUGUCUUGUAUUUAAAUAGUGAACACAUCAAAGUGCUGGUGGACUAAAUCAGUGCAAUGAAAAUCUAAAUGUGAGAAACAAAACUAGUGUUCAUAAACAAAAACUACAACUGGAGAGAGAACAUACUGAUUAGCAUGGAGCUUUACGCUUUGAGAUGAUACAUGUUAAGAUUGUAAAAGGUAUAUAUGCUUAUAUUUGUUGUAUUGCAGCCUAUAACAAUGCAUCACCUAUACAGAAUGGCACAUAUAAAUGGCUCAGAAACGUCAUAGUGUCAGUAGAUAGCAGCUUUGCCGAAUAGUAUGCUCAGAUUCACAAUACGUUCUCAACCACGGGGCUUUGGAAGCGAGAAUGUGAUGAUUUUAUGAUACAAUACUUCUGAGUAUGAAAGCUAGCAUAGAGUUGGUGUAAUGCAGAAUAAAAACAAAAGUCAAAAUUACAAAAAUGCCAGGGACAGAGUGACCUAAACAUCUGAGUUCUCACUCCUUCUGUCUUAAAUCUGGUUGCUUAUAUUUUGGUCAAGUUGCCAUCGGCUUGGUGCUACAGAGUUUUUCAAUCAGCAGACAUCUCUUCUGACAGAACAACAACAAAAAAAGAAAAUAAGAAGAAAAAUCCGUCCUUCCAAAAUCCUUUCAUCUUUAGUAAUAAACACAUUUCAGGGAACAGCUGCUCCUAUUGCCAUAUGGGAAGCAUACAUAACACACCUACACACACUAAAACAAAUGUACAGCGGACCACAAGAGUGUAAAUGCUAAUAUUUAAUUUCUGACACUGCUAGAAUAUUUUUGCAUAUAGUUUUGUAGGACUGUAGCUGAUCACAACGUCAUCGCUGCUGCUUGUUUAGCUGCUUUCAGUGACAAGUUCAAAAUCCUUCCAACAGCCCAAUGAAAUUUUCUUCGCUGGUAAGAAGAAAUUUAAUUUGAUGUGUGGUGUGGUGCAGCCAAAGCUUAGGGCUAUCAUUACACACUGCAGCUCUUCCUGACACUAAAGCACUGUUGUGUUUGUGAAAAAAAAGUAAAAAAAUAAUACAUUUGCAACAUAUUAGCUAUGCAUUUGUAGAGCAUGAGCGCACUUUGCAAUAACAUGCAAUAAUAUGAGCUUCUUUCAGCAGCCAGUGAUGUUAAUGUCUUGGAUUAAUUUGCAAAUGUAUGAUAGCAAGUAGGAUGUAAUGAGUGUAUACGUGAAUAUUAUGAAUAAUGUGUUGAGCGACUUUUGUUUUUGAUUUGUAGGGUUUAUAUGAAGCAGGCCAAAUGGAGUGCUUUGAAUGUAAAGUCUUUAACUCUGUAAUGUAUGAGCAGACACUACAGUGAAGACCUAUUGUGAAGUUUUGAUUGUAGACUGCUUAGCAUUGGAAGUAUCUCUCAUAACAGCUUUUUAGAUUGCUCAGGAUAAAGAAAGCACAGUACUUGCUCUCUGUGGCACUCAUACACCUCCAGAAUUCAACACUGUUGGUUCUCUUCCAUUACAGAUGGGCAGGACUGUGCAAAAUUGUACAGUGAAAGGAUGUACAGUAGAUGUAAAAACUGCAAUUACCAUAAAGGCCAAUAAUGUAUGAACCUGUACAGAUUUGUCCAAAACAGGGAUUUACAGGCUAUAUUUUUAAGAAUGUACUAUAAUAAGAUGAAUGACCGUGAAAGAAGAGCAAACAGAGUGAAACUGGUGGUAUGUGAUUGAUGAGAAAACAGUGAUUUGUGUUUUUGUUAUAUGGACAAUCGCCACUAAAAGUUUGUAUUAGACAUAACAAACUUGGGUCAGAUACGCUUUGUUGCCUACUAGGAAAAAGUCGACUUCUAUAUUUAUUAUAUAAAUGUAUACACAUCACUGUAUUUGUUGGUUAAUGGAUUAUAAAAUGUUCAGCUUAGCAGUGUGACAUUAUUGCAACUAACAAGACGAUUUGUGUGUGGUCCCUGGAGUGUAUGUUGGUGUGACUGGAUGUUUUGAUGCCUGUGCUCUCAUAGUUUAACCACCAAAAAAACAACCUAAUGUUAAAUAAAGUCAAAUGUGCACUGAUGCCAACUAUUCAACACACUUUAUUAACACUAGCACAAAACAGGUUUGGUGUUAUUCAUUAAGGAUUUAUAGAUGGACUACGAUAAAAUGGCCAGUAGAGGGAGUUAGUCAGCAGGAUGUUGGCUCAGACAGGGUAUCUGGUAAAUCUUUCAAACAUGAGACUAACUGAGCACUGAUAAAUGCUUCCUGGGGUUAAAUCUUACAUCAACAAGACAGAAAGAGCAUUUUUAAGUGCUAUAGUUCUUUUUUAUGUUUAUGUAUAGACACUUUAAAACCUACAAAAAGCAGCAUAGUAAAUCUGCAGACACCCUGUCAGUGGGGAUACAGUAUGUGUGAAGCCGGAUGAGAAAGCACCAGAAUGAGCAGUAGGUGAGUUAGACCAGCUCAGACUUCUCUGCACCACCAUACAAAGCCCUUUUUGGAACAAAUACUACAAAUGAAAAAAAGAUGUGUUUUUGAUCACAUAAAUUCUUGGGAUUUUUUUCUGUUCUUGUAAUAAUUUCACUGUAAAUGACCCUUACUGUGUAAAUCAAGGCAAAGCCAAUCUGUCAUCUCAAUAAAAGAAGCUUGA